Molecule: messenger RNA, 2889 nt
Organism: Quercus lobata
Lineage: Eukaryota; Viridiplantae; Streptophyta; Magnoliopsida; Fagales; Fagaceae
Product: Calcium-binding EF-hand family protein
Exons: 5
Coding region: 1973-2710 (245 amino acids)
Molecular function (GO): calcium ion binding
Source: RefSeq, a predicted model, not a curated record
UAUUAUUAUUAUUAUUUUUAUAAUAAUUUUUGGGUGCUCUUCAAGCUAUAAAAUGGUUUGCUGUAAUGUUAGAAUAGUAUUGGAAAGCCAAAAAAUGGAUGGAGUGUUGUUCUAAUUUUAUCUUUCUGAAUAUGGUUUGUUGGGCGAAGUGUGUGAUCAUAUAUUUUGGCCAGUUAUCAAUUGACAUUUGUUUCAUAGUAUUUGGGUGUAUUUUCUUGUGAUUGAUUGACAAGAUUCAGGUUGGAUUGGAUUGUAUACGUACAUGCACAUAUAUGUUCACUUUUUAUAAAGAUGAAGAACAAUUCAUUUUUACCAUAUCUUUUGAUGCUUGCUUGAUAGGUUAUUUACUAUAAUAACUAGUUUGGUGUUGGAAGAAACAUAAAAAGAGAAAAUAAUUCUCAAAUUUGCUCAAAAAAUUCUCUUUGGUGUAUUUUUCUUUCUGACAUCCAAAUAGAGGGUUGGGUUCUAUGGAUUUAUUUUAAACUGGAGUAACUGAGUGUUAAUGUUGAGAUCAAGAGACAUAUUUCAGAGUUAUUGGCUCUGGAAAAUACAUGGAAGUGGCUAUAUAUGUAUUCUAAAUCAUGUACAGUGGAUGAUUCAUAAAUCUGGGUGGUCCGUAUCCGUAUGUGGUAGUCUAAUAGUCUACCAACUAUGGCCAUGAUUUCAUAUUUGGAAUGCUCAUCAAUAAAAUAAAAAGUAAAUUAUGAGUCUGUUUGGAUACCACUUAUUUUGCUGAAAACACUAUAGCAAAAUAAUUUUUAAAAGGCAAAAUACUGUUGCUGCAUUUUACUAAAGUUGGCUGGUCUGUGAACAGUGCCAUGGGACCAGCCAAAAAAAACGCAAAACGCACAAACAUUUGUUGGCAAACGCAUGCUAUAUGUUAGUAAAUGAAGAAAUGAAUUAGCAGCUCAGAUUGCUGGUUCAGUGGAGAAUAUUAAAAGUUGGCAUUUGAGCUUGCAGUACGAGAUAUAGAUAUUCAUACUAAGAUUUGGGAACUUAAGACCAUCAUUGUGAUAUCCUGGAUUGUAUGAAUUUGGAUUGUGAAGGCUUACACAUGUUUAUGUUGAGUCUCACAUCGGGUGCAUACUAUUACUAGGUUGAUAUGGGUUAUAUAAGCAAUUGUGGGGAACCCUAAUUUUGACUAAUCCUCUUGGAGUAAUGCACAUAUGUGGCUAACAUGUCCUCAACUGAUGACAAAUAACUAAUUUUCAUUAAAUAUGAAUAUAGCUACAAGAGAUUCAUAUGAAAGUUUGUGUUAAAGUAAGUUCCUCAUUAAUCAUUGCUCAACAUAGGGUAGUGCUGUCAAAUUGUAAUGUUGGUGAAUUGUUUUCAAACAAAUUUCUCAACUCGUAAAUGAACAUAUCCAAAGUUAAUGCAAUAGCAUUAUUGGUUGUACACCUUUCUGAAUGGGUAGAAAAGCUGUGGAGCUAAAUUCUCUUGAAGAUAAAACCAUCCUCUGUCCUUACAAUAAGCUGUGUGCUUCAACAAAUGUGUUCUUUGACAAAGAGUCUCCUGUGUCUCUAGGUCAUUCUGUUGGCUUGCAAAUUCAUGAUUAUCCACCCAUUGAGUUAGGUUUAAUCUAUAUGCAGAUCUAAUAGGAGUUGCAAGAGCCUUCCUGUUUUAGUCUGGGCUAAUUCCCUUUAUGGACCCAGUAAAGGGGACAUGCCUCUUUGGUGUAGUAUGGACUUUGACUUUUAACUUGAAGUUUUCUACUAGCUAUUUUUUAAAAAGGUCAAUAGGAAUGUCUGUAAGUCAGUAAGUGUCUCAUUGAAUAUAUUUGGAAGAUAAAAAUAAUCUUUAUGUCCAAGCAAACAGAGAAUAGCAGAGAGUUGUGUACUAAACUAUUUUUUAUUUCUCAAUAUUUACUUAAUUGCAUUUGAUUGACACAUAUAAUCAACAAAUAUGAUAGGUCUCCUAAAAUAUAGUUCUUUCCUUUAACAACAUGGCACUCAUCAGCUGAAUUGAUAAAGAAAUGCAUUCAGGCACAUCUCAGCCCUGGCCUUCUCUGAAGUCUUUGUCCAAAAAAGUAGGAAGCAUGCUUUGCCGUGGUAGUUCAACAAGCAAGUAUAAGAGGUUGGAUGCAAAGCUUGAAAAGAAAAUGGUUGAGGCAAAGAGAGGUUCAUCAGGAUAUCAAAAUUUCAAGUCAAUUAACAGUAUAAUUUUGAAAUUCCCUCAGUUCAGAGAGGGAUUGAAAAACAUAGGAUCUGUAUUUGAGCAGUAUGAUGAGGACUCUAAUGGAACUAUUGACCGAGAGGAACUAAAGAAAUGCUUACAGAAAUUGCAACUCCAUCUGACAGAGGAGGAGGUUGAGGAUCUUUUCCAUUCAUGUGACAUUGAUGGCAGUGAAGGGAUACAAUUCAAUGAGUUUAUUGUCCUUCUCUGUCUUAUCUAUCUCCUGAAGGAGCCUUCUUCCAAUCAUACUACUUCAAGGUUGGGUUCACCACAGCUUGAAGCGACUUUUGAUACCAUAAUUGAAGUAUUCAUGUUUCUCGAUAAAAAUGGUAAUGGAAAGCUGAAUAAGAAAGACAUGGUCAAGGCCUUGAAUGAGACAUCUCCUUGGGAGAAAUCCCCUUCACACAUCACCAAGAGCCGAUUCAAAGAAAUGGACUGGGACAAAAAUGGGAAGGUCAGUUUCAGAGAGUUUCUCUUUGCUUUCAUCAAUUGGGUUGGAAUUGACAUGGAUGAGGAUAUGCCUCUGACAGGAACUUAAAGAAAUAGACGGCUGUGUAGAAAUUAACAUGAUGUGAAGACUUGAUGAGGUCAGGUUGAUCAAUAUGUGUAUAUAUCUAAAGCAUUUCAGAUAUGUAAAAACUUGAGUGCAAAAAAAGAUGUAAAAAAAAGAUGUUUUCUCUAGUUUGUCUAUUUAUGGCUUCUUUUGAAAUCUUAGAA